Molecule: messenger RNA, 1364 nt
Organism: Ictalurus furcatus (blue catfish)
Lineage: Eukaryota; Metazoa; Chordata; Actinopteri; Siluriformes; Ictaluridae
Gene: snap29
Product: synaptosome associated protein 29
Exons: 6
Coding region: 150-923 (257 amino acids)
Biological process (GO): synaptic vesicle priming; exocytosis; synaptic vesicle fusion to presynaptic active zone membrane
Cellular component (GO): plasma membrane; SNARE complex
Molecular function (GO): SNAP receptor activity; syntaxin binding
Source: RefSeq, a predicted model, not a curated record
AAUAACUAGUUUACCAACUUUCUUUAUUUAGCUUAUUCACCUUUUUUCACCAUUGUUUUUUUUUUUCUGGAGAAAUUUUUUAUCCAUAAUCUACUUCCUGCAGAUGCUGCAAGGCUUCCACAUAAUCCAGACCUUGUCUGAGGGUGGCAAUGUAUCCAAACUCACACAACCCGUUUGCAGAUGAUGAAGAGCAUGCCACACCAGCAGCAAAACGCUUUAACUUCGAUGAUGGUUAUGAAGGAGAAAGCACAAUGAACCCAGCAGAUCGACGCCAGAGGCAGCUGAAGCAAGAGGUGAUGCGCACAGCUCACUCUGCCAUGGACAGCAGCAGUCGUUCCCUCUGCCUCAUCUAUGAUUCUGAGAAAAUCGGGACAGAGACAGCAGAGGAGUUGAUUCGUCAGGGUGAGGCCUUGAAGAGGACAGAGAGAAUGGUUGAUAAUAUGGCACAGGACAUGAAGACUAGUCAAAAGCACAUAAACUCUAUUAAGAGUGUAUGGGGAGGUUUGGUUAACUAUUUCAAAGGAAAUUCUGAGCCAAGGCCUCCACAGAAGGAACAACCAGUCUAUGAGGCCAGCAACAGAUUACAGAAUACACUGGCAGAAAGCAAGAAGCAUGAAGGUAAAUAUGAGGCCAGCCAUCCCAACCUAAGGAUACCGGACACAUCUGGUUUUGGAGCUUCAUUUGAUAAUGAAUCAUCUCAAAAUGGAUACUCAAACAAUAUAGAUUUGAAAGCUGCUCAUCAGCAUCUGGACAAUAACUUAGAUGAGAUGUCUAAGGGUCUGAGUCGACUGAGGAAUUUGGGUCUGGGCUUGCAAGCAGAGAUUGAUGAUCAAGAUGUCUUACUGGACUCUCUGAUAAAUAAAGUGGACUCUAUGGAAGGCAAGAUAAGCUCCACCAACCGCCAACUCAAAAAUCUAAAAUGAGAUUAGAGACUGACAUUAAUUUCAUUGUCAUCUAUAUAUUGGUGCAUUCUUGGAUAUUAUUUGACCAUUAGCCAAUUUAACAGUUUUACCAAUUUAAUUAGUGAGUCUUAGCUUAGAUGGUCUCUCCCCACCAUAUGACAGUGGUAUCAGUUUCAGAUGGUGAAGGCUAAUACUUGCUUUUCUGUACCUUCUACUGUUUUCAUAAGCAUCAGUAUAUGCAGAAUAGGAAUGUGAUGAUUCCUCUACAUAUUUAGCUAAAGAGCUUUUUAUUUUUAAUCUUAUUUUUUAUCUUUUAGCCAGAUCACAUCAAACAUUUCACCUAACCUGUGGUUAUUUUGUGUAAGGCUUUUCUAGGCAAGUAUAUGGUCUAUAAAAUGUCUUAAAAUAAAAGUUGGCAAUGAUAUGUUGCAGUAAAUAAAGAAUACCCAUUUUAUACUGUAA